CUUUUCUUUCGUCCGCUAUGCCUUUGCAAUGCGAUAAUCUGUCGUGUGGGAAAAGAUAAAGUGACGAUUCUACAAAUCAACAUAUUACUGUAUAAAUUCUUGACAAUUGAGUUUAUUAUUGAAAGUAUAGGUUGAUUAAAAAUAAUUAAAAGCAAAAAUGUCUUCACGGAAAAAGGUUUUAUUGAAAGUAAUCAUCCUCGGUGAUAGUGGUGUUGGUAAAACCUCGCUCAUGAACCAGUAUGUUAACAAAAAAUUCAGCAAUCAAUACAAAGCGACUAUUGGAGCGGACUUCCUGACAAAAGAGGUUAUGGUUGACGAUAGACUAGUUACCAUGCAGAUAUGGGACACAGCAGGACAGGAGAGGUUCCAGAGUCUAGGGGUUGCUUUCUACCGUGGUGCAGACUGUUGCGUUCUAGUGUUUGAUGUAACCUCUCCAAACUCUUUCAAAUCGCUCGACAGCUGGCGUGAUGAGUUCCUUAUUCAAGCAAGUCCAAGGGAUCCUGAAAAUUUUCCAUUUGUUGUGCUAGGAAACAAAAUUGAUUUGGAAAACAGAAUGGUAUCAACAAAAAGGGCACAAAAUUGGUGUGACAGCAAAAACAACAUUCCGUACUUUGAGACCAGUGCCAAGGACAACAUCCACGUUGACCAAGCUUUCCAAACCAUCGCAAAGAAUGCCCUCGCGCAAGAACCGGAACAAGAUCUAUAUAAUGAAUUUCCGACCGCGGUAAAAAUAGACCCAUCCUACACUCCAAAACAGGAUAGCUGUGGAUGUUAAGGCACGCUUACGAUAUCUCAUCUGAUCUCUUUUAACUGUACUUGGAAAUCACACACAAGUACCCUGUGAUAUCGCCUACGAAACAAACAGCUCAGUUAAAUUAUAUUGUCUCUAUUCACAUGCGCCACUCCUUGCUACAAGGUAGAGGGUGGCGGGCUCUUUAAGAAGUUUUUUUAAUCAUAGGUCCCAAUCCAGUGUUUGAUGUCUCGAUGCGACAUCUAUACCAUCUGUGAACAGUUCAUCAGUACUUAUUAAGAACUCUUAGGCAUGGUGGAGGCAUCUGAUGAUGAACUGUCACAGAAUCCUGAAGUAUAGGUUAGUCACAUAAUGGUACAUCACUAUGACAAGACACUACAUUCCUUUGCUUGGUGAAAAGAAGGAAGAUCUACAAA
Molecule: messenger RNA, 1167 nt
Organism: Anneissia japonica
Lineage: Eukaryota; Metazoa; Echinodermata; Crinoidea; Comatulida; Comatulidae
Product: ras-related protein Rab-7a-like
Exons: 5
Coding region: 158-775 (205 amino acids)
Biological process (GO): endosome to lysosome transport; phagosome-lysosome fusion
Cellular component (GO): phagocytic vesicle; lysosome; late endosome
Molecular function (GO): GTP binding; GTPase activity
Source: RefSeq, a predicted model, not a curated record